This is a messenger RNA of Microthlaspi erraticum, 2103 nucleotides long. NCBI's taxonomy places the organism in Eukaryota, Viridiplantae, Streptophyta, Magnoliopsida, Brassicales, Brassicaceae. The record is from the annotation of a GenBank genome assembly.
AUGGCGGUCAUGGACGGCGGUCGGAAGGCGAAGAGAGCCAGGCGUAGCAACAGAAUCUCCGCCGAUCUCUACGGUUUCUCCACUUUCCCGGUGGAAGAGAUGGGCGGAGGCGAGUCCAACUUGCCGCCGUUUCGCGACGGAGUGAGAUCCUUCCUCGCGAGCCACGCGCGCGUCACUUUCCCCACCUCCACGCUCUUCUCGAGCCUGAUGACGUGGCAGAUCCUUCUCAGACAUGGGGAUUCCAAGGACGGUUCAGAUCUCUCCACCAGACUCGUCUCGCUCGACGUCGUGGAGGAGGAUGUAACCAGAUCCACUAGAUCCGUUUACUGUGACCACUGCCGAGUCGUUGGUUGGAGUAGCCAUCCAGUGUGUAGAAAGAGGUACCACUUCAUCAUAAGGUCAGGAGGAGACAGUAGGAGCCUCAACGUUGGGCUGCAAAAGGCUUGCUCAAGGUGCGGUAACACUCAGAACCUGUCCGAAGGGAGCAACUGCAAGUGGUGCAGCUUGGCUCUUGACGUAGAGGACUGGGUUUACUCUCAGCUAGAGGACAACACUCAUCUCCUUCACGGCGUUAUCCACUCCAAUGGCUAUGCCCAUCUCUUGUCUCUCAACGGCAGAGAAGGUGGCUCUGGUUUCUUGACUGGUCGUUCGAUUAUGGACUUCUGGGACAGGCUUUGUUCCUCCCUCGCUGUUCGGAAAGUGAGCGUGAUGGAUGUGUCGAGGAAGUACGGGAUGGAUUAUCGGUUGCUUCACGGGAUGGCGAGAGGGUCUUCAUGGUACAGUGAGUGGGGGUAUGAGUUUAAAUCUGGGAGCUAUGCGCUCACGAGAGAUGUGUAUCAGUGUGCUGUAAAUACUUUAUCUGCGAUACCUCUCUCUGAGUUCUUGUUCCAAGGGAGGAAGCCAAGAACUCAGCUCCACUCUACUAUUGGCUUCUACCAAUCACUCUCGUGUUCAGAGCUUGUGACCGUGAGAGACCUCUUCUCCUUUCUGCUACAGCUGAUUCGCGAGAACCGAACAAAACCACCUACAGCUAAGCCGUCGGAUGUGCUUUGUGCUUGGACUAGGAGCGAUGUGGAACGUGUACAGCAAGCCAUGGUGAAGAUAUUGAAAGCUGCAGGUGGUCAACAAGCAAAAUGGGUUUCAAGGUGGGCUCUCAAAAGGUCUAUUUGCAGAACAGCCUCUCCUCAGCUGAUUGAUUACUGUCUGAAGCAUUUUGGAGGGGUUUUGGCGGAUGACGGAACUCGAGUAGUCUGCUCCCGUUGCAAUCCUGGUUCAAACGACUUUGAAUACAGGCUCAGACCUGUCAACAAUAUGCAUCAGUUAUCAUCUAAUCAAGACAUAAAUUUUGCAUCAAAGGAGCAAAUCAAAAGCGACUUACGAUAUUUGUAUGACACUUUAUUGCACCCACAAACCAUGGCCGAGUUUAGGUCUCAAGCAAUAAGAGAUAAAAUGAUUGAUGCAGCCACAAAGAUUCUUGAUUGUAAGCACUUCAUAAAAGAUCACCGGUCUAGUACGGUCAACCCCUUUGCAAUCAACAUCUGGUGCCAGGCUGAGGUCUCGGAUGAGUCCAAAGAAUGCCCAUCCCCUCCACCUGAACUGUUGGUUUUGCCAGUGAACGCUACUGUUUCUGACCUGAAAAUGGAAGCUGCUAAGGCUUUUCAGGAAGUGUAUGCAAUGUUCAAGAGGUUUGAAGUGGAGGAGCUCCUAGGCUAUGGCUCUAUUGAUGACUCCAUUACCCUGAAACUUUUAGUUGGGACGAAUGGGGUCAUACGGGUUAAAGGAAGAUGCUCGUCAAAACAUGGGCUCCUUAAAUACCGCAUGGAGCGAGGUGUGGAGAACUGGAAAGUUGAUUGCAAGUGUGGUACGAAGGACGAUGAUGGUGAGAGGAUGUUGGCCUGUGAUGACUGUGGUGUGUGGCACCACACUAGAUGUGCUGGGAUCAAGAACUCUGAUGCACUACCUUCCAAGUUCCAUUGUUUCAGAUGCAUUGAGUUGUACAGCAAAAGACCAAAGCAAUCUGGUAACGAUCGUGCUAGUCAAGUGUCCAAAGCUGGCUUUGUUUGUAGAGGUCCUUAUCUAGGCACAAAACUGCAAGUGGCUUAA